AUGCACAACACUACUCCUGCUGCUCUUGCAGUGAUUAGGUCCCAUAAAACAGAUGCUCCUUCUGUCAUAAACCUCGCUGAGGAGUUUCAAAGACUUCAGCAUGAGUAUGAAGAUAUCAAUGGAGAUAAGUUUGAACAAGCCAUUCAGAGCAAGCUUCUCGAGCAGAGAAAAGCUUUUCUUCACCAUCUUGAGUCUAUGUUCUCUGAAAUCAACGACUUUUCCAAUCGAAAAAUUCAAGAAACAAACGCCAAAUUCGGUUUCACCUUACCACUUGAGGAACUGAAGAAAGUUUCUUAUUCGAAUAUCGCUGAGCACGAGCGGCGAUUUAUUGCCAAAGAGAGAGAGUGUGCUGCUGUCCAGAAGAAACAUUUGAAGGAGCGCUUAGAAGAAAUCAAAUUUCAAAUUUCAUCCGCACUGGGGAUCACCGUCACUGCGAAUCCAUCCUCGCUCACCCAAACUACCCAAAGCCCCGAUAAUACAAUCAAAAUCGCACAGCUUCUUGAAAGCAACCGCUCUCUCCAAAACGAACUCGAAGUCUCAAAACAAACCGUGAUCAAACUUGAAGCUGAAAAGAAGCAAGACAAUAGAACCAUUGUUAGAUUACAGACCCUCAACCACGAAGUCCGACAGGAAAACGCCACUCUCAAAGAAGAAUUGAAACAACUCAAAGAAAAUAUCUCACACUAUGAAGUGGUCGCAAACUCUUGUUCUCGUGUCCGUGCCGGGUACCACAAUACUGGACACGUUUACUGCGACGGUGACGUAUUCUAUAACAUCAAAGGCCACCCUCCAGCCAACAGAGAGGUGAUCGAUCGUCGUAACAAUGCUUGCCAUCAAGGAGACAUCGCGGCCGAUUAUGCGUUGUUCAAGAUCGAUCCAAAUCGUGCUGGUUGGAGUACUGGAGGGGAGCGCUAUAUGGAUUUCACAAAUGCGUAUCGCGUGACACCGCAUCAAUGGGCGAAGAUUCUCUUAGUUUCCAAGGCGCGCCCCGAUCGGGUUCUCCUUGAAGUUCUCAACAUGCAUGGUACGAUGUACCGUUGUUACGCCAACACAAAAUACACCCACAACCCCCAAAAUGAUGUAACUUUCAAUGUCCUCUUCGCAAAGCUUUUCAAGAGAUACAAGGAUCUGUUGGCAACUGCAAACCAACUCCCUUCGGCCACACGAUACGAAAACCUUGUCACCUUUGUCAAGCAAGCUGCGAACGAUCGGGGGGAAAUGGGGGAAAUAGUUCGAAGAACUGUUGCUCACGAGAAAGCUCGGUGCUUCGAACAAGCCCGGGUGGUUUCGCCAUACAUUCUUCCAAGAAGAAGCCAAUACAACGCGGCCAGUGUAGGCAAUAGUAUUCCCCGUAAUCCGUAUACGGGUUAG
Molecule: messenger RNA, 1371 nt
Organism: Botrytis deweyae
Lineage: Eukaryota; Fungi; Ascomycota; Leotiomycetes; Helotiales; Sclerotiniaceae
Exons: 3
Coding region: 1-1371 (456 amino acids)
Source: RefSeq, a predicted model, not a curated record